CGUUCGGUGCACCGGUAGGUACCGUAGCAUGGUGUCAACAAAAGUGGAAUCGAACGAGAUUCAAGAAAACGAUAGAAGAUACCAUCCGAGACGGCGAUGAUACUGUACAAAGGACUCUUUUUAGGAAUACGAUGAAACCCAAUUUCGAUGGCAAUCCGAAACACACUGCCCUCGAGACAGGUCACGUCGUGUCGCAUUGCGUACACGGCCGCGAAUACUGCCCCAUUUGCUGCUUUGAUUUUCGGGAAAUGAACGCCGAGUCGCGGAUGCAGUCCGAGGUCGAUCUCUCGAAGCGGCAGGCCAAGAGGGACCAGAAGCGAGUCCGGGACGGGCCCUGUGCUGUGGAAGGAUGCAAAAAUACCGGUUCGAGGCUGUGCGGUAGGUGCCGAAACGUUGGAUACUGCUCGGUCGAGUGCCAGCGAAGGGACUGGAAGGAUCGCCACAAGAAGAAGUGCAAGAAGAGCCUCCCCUCCUUUGUGGACUCAACGGGCAAAAAGAUAGCCACGUAUCCCAUCGGAACCACAAUCGAUAUCGUUGGGAGUACCCAGGAGCUCAGGGCAAAAAUCCGAAAGUUUCAUCCGCCGGGAACGGCCGAGGGCUCCGAUUCCCUGUUUUCCGACAUGGCGAUGUACUCGAUUCAGGUUGUUGGUGGCAGCAAUGAUGCGUUUCUCGAAUUAUGCGAAGAUGUACACAACAAGGAAUGUUGGAGAAAAGUUGUUGACUAAUCGAUGACGAAACACUCAAUCGAUCAAAUGACCGAACCGUCCAAUUGAAAGCGAGAGCGCGAUGAAAGCGAACAAGUAGUAAAGUAGAAGUAUCUUUUUUGGCAACUAUUUAUAAAGCCGGCACAGUCGUCAGUCGGCAUGUCUCCUAAAACAAACUUCUUGCUUAUUGGUUACUCGGUGAUCAAUGUUCUCGUAGCUUUUGAUACGAGCUAGGUGCUUUGGAAUCACAACCACCAUCCAAAUCCGGAACACGUUUCAGCGCUUUCGACGCACAGGGGAGGAAGCAUUGCUGCUUCUUUUGUUGCUACCGGGGCUCAAAGCCUGUCCUUUUCGGCGACGACGACGACGAAGACAACACAGGUGGAGACUUUUCCAUCCCUUUGUUUCCAACAAAUUAUUUGCUUCCGCAUAUUGAACACAGGAUUCGUAGUCGUCUAUUGCGAAUUUUCUGAGUGGUUCCCAUGAGCGCUCUCCGUUUUUCCAUUGGACCAAAAUCUCCCACAUCGAGUAUCGCCCUCGAUGCCAAAAGGGACCCCUGUGGUUUACUAUCCCGCAGUGCUCGUAAAACAAUUUUGUGGCCGGUUCGAAUGUGUCGUAGGCUUCCAGGAUUCGAAACGCAGAACCACGACGGGGAUCGGUCUCGUUGCGCGAUCGAUAAAGAGCGUCGAGAAUGGUUUGAUUGUCCGGGUUCAUAGCAGGAUUGGCAAGCUCUGUGGCCAGGUGUUCCAAGGAUAGUAGGGGUCCGACUGCUUCGCCCGAUCCGUGCUCCAAAAACGGUGUUUUGCCCGCGUACAUGGUCCACCGCGAACGACCACCGUACCCCCGGAGCUUCCCCUUGCUCUCUAGAGUGGCGAAUCUUCCAUCGUCGAUCACGGAGGCUGCAAGCCCGGCAUUCAAUUUCAGUUUCGGUUGUAUUGUUUCUGUUUGUUUCCGAGAGCAGCCGGUUCUGGUGCUGAUAUCACCGACGAGAAAUUCUGUGCAUGCUCGACACAUGAAAAGUCCUAGCUUAUUGGGUACAACUGUCUUCGUGCAGUUGCACUGUUCGCAGCGCUUCCCGAUUACCAAUCGUAAUAGUCUCAUCGGAGACGGGAUAUAAAUGCACUUCUUCUGAAUGAGAGACACAAUCAUGUCCAUGAUUUUGUGACCCCGAUCGGUGCUCAUGCAAGAGCACACGACUUGGUGGUACUGGAUGCUCUGGCGAAAAGCUUUGGAGACACCUGCAACGCCAAAUAGCAGGGAUUCUGUGUCCAGAUACUCUAGCACCUUGCUCAGAACAUCUUUGUUUUGAGUCGCAAAGGACAGUGUUGAGGAUGAUUUUGCAUCUUCCAUACGACUCAUAUUUUUCUCGUGCUGAAAUCUUAGUUGCAGCCUCUCUCUGGUGCGACUUUCAGUUGCGUAGUUCGAACUAGGUUCUUCGACAUAACCAUUCUGAUUGUUAGGUGCUUUCGCUUUAUUCAUUUUGAUAUUCAAAACUUCUGGAUCAGAACGACGGCAUCGUUUUCGACCUCCAUAGCUCGGAGCAAUAGCUUCAUUUUCUUCGCAGUUUUGACAUUGCGCCUUCGUUAACGUACUCAAGGGCUGGAGCAAUUUCGUGACACCAACGGCGAUGGUCAUAGCUCGGUUUUAUUUUGUUUUGUGUACUUUGCGGUGCACCAACAACUGAUGUGAAGAUCCAAUUUGGCUUUCAGUCUUCAAUGCAUUUGUGUCUCCCUUCUAUCUGAUUUGGAAGAUUAAUUCUUGUAGUUCAUUGACAGACCGAUACCACCAUUCACGGGAAUAUAUGCCAAUGGUUUCUGGUACAGCAUAUCGAAACCCAUUUUCUUGCUUGCAUGCAGGAAGGCAGGCAGCACCUGCUUGUGAUUCCCUUUGCGGCUUUGGUAUUUUUCCGUCGCCGCAGAGCUUUGCAUUCAGACGGGAACGAAAAUCUGCAAUGGCGAGAUACUGUAAACCGGGUUCAGUACUUUGAAUCGUGGAAGGUACUAUGGGCUGAUCGGGAAACGAGAUUCACCGUGCAAAUUUUGUGUGUCAUUCCCCGUAAACCAUUAGCUCGGUCGCGUUGUAUUUUAAGACUAUUGCAUCGUUAUGGCAGAAUGAUUGGUCGAAAGUUUUACUUACUUCUCUAAUCCGAACCAUAAAUGGUAGUGAUCACCCACGCUAUAAUGAUUACUCUCGUUAAUUGUGUUGCUACUCCACACGGCCUGCCAUUCUUCGUGUUCUUCUUGCGAGACUAUCUUCGCAUGUUCUUACCGUGGACAGGUCAACCAGCGUGGAUCAUUUACAGAAAAGUCUUGGAGAGAAGUUUGGUACCGCAUAGCCUGGUUUGGACGACGCCAUUCCGUUGAAAUAUCCGUUCGAUAGGGUCGACACGCUACGCCACGCAAUUUCGAUUGAAUUUGUGGAUGUAUUUGUUGGAUACAAAAAAAAUUAAUCGAACGCGAUUUUCAACGUAAUUCAUUGAAUCAGGAACAAGAUCCAUCACAGGGCCCUCCGGAACCAACGCGCGCGCGUCCCCCCUUUGAAAUCAAAUAUCGGGGGUAUGAUUUCGUGGGUUUUUUUUCCCAAACAAUAACCCACGUUUCUAAAACGUGGGUUUUUUUUCCCAAACAAUAACCCACGUUUCUAAAACGUGGGUUGGGUUAACCCACAAAUAACCCACGAAUAACCCACGAAAUGACCCACGAAUAACCCACAAACCUGCUGGGCCUUUCUCCAAAUAUUAAAAAAAGUGAUUAAAUAACGUUAAUGACU
Pseudo-nitzschia multistriata is the source of this 3473-nucleotide messenger RNA. The record is from the annotation of a GenBank genome assembly. Lineage: Eukaryota; Bacillariophyta; Bacillariophyceae; Bacillariales; Bacillariaceae.